Molecule: messenger RNA, 2344 nt
Organism: Thalassophryne amazonica
Lineage: Eukaryota; Metazoa; Chordata; Actinopteri; Batrachoidiformes; Batrachoididae
Gene: prkx
Product: protein kinase X-linked
Exons: 8
Coding region: 397-1437 (346 amino acids)
Biological process (GO): protein phosphorylation
Molecular function (GO): ATP binding; protein serine/threonine kinase activity
Source: RefSeq, a predicted model, not a curated record
GCUUUGACGUUGUUUUCUUCCUGGUUGUGGUGGACAGAAAAGCCGAGGCGCAGUGGGGUGAGGUCUGACGUAAUCGGCAACAAUGGAGCGAAUCACUCUUUAUUUCUCAGGAAAACAAGCGACUUCACGGACUUAUUGAGGCUGUGAAACGGCGUUUAAUGUGGACUCUCAGGGCUAUAUUUGGGAGCUGGUGUUCCGGAGUUAACGCUACAUGCACCUGCCAGCUGUUCUUUGUUUUAUUUCUGACUCAGCUUCGUCUAGUUUUUCUGCGUCAAACUCUAGUAUCCCAACACGAAGCUGGCCAAAGAACAUGACGAGGUAAUAAGUGCGUGCGUGCAGAAAUGUUCUGUGUAAAAUUGGUCUUGCUGGGUUGUUUCUAACCGCAAAUAGAUACCAAUGGCGUCUUCCAAAGCAAAGGUCGACCUGAGCAACGACACCAACUGUCUUAAAGAAAGUUGUGCUGGAGACACAGCUGCUCAUCACCGUCUCUACAGUCUGGAUCAGCUGGACAUCAUCGCCACUGUGGGCACGGGGACAUUUGGUCGAGUCUUCCUGGUGAAGGACAAGAAGGUCAGGGCCUUUUAUGCCCUCAAGCAGAUGAAGAUUGCCGAUGUCAUUCGACUGAAGCAAGAGCAGCACGUUCACAAUGAGAAGGAGGUGCUGACAGAAGUCAGCCACCCGUUCCUUAUCCGACUGUUUUGGACAAACCAUGAUGAACACUUCCUCUACAUGCUGAUGGACUAUGUUCCUGGAGGAGAGCUAUUCAGCUAUCUACGCAGCCUUGGACGCUUCAGCAACACCACUGGCCUCUUCUAUACCACUGAAAUUGUAUGUGCUAUCGAGUACCUCCAUUCAAAAGAAAUUGUUUACCGUGAUCUGAAGCCAGAGAAUAUCUUACUUGACAUUGAAGGACACAUCCGUCUGACAGACUUUGGCUUUGCUAAGAAGCUUUCUGACAGGACCUGGACACUCUGUGGCACUCCUGAAUACCUCGCUCCUGAAGUCAUCCAAAGUAAAGGUCACUGCCGAGCAGUGGACUGGUGGGCCUUGGGUGUUCUCAUCUUUGAAAUGUUGGCUGGGUACCCACCUUUCUUUGAUGACAAUCCAUUUGGAAUCUACCAGAAGAUACUAGCUGGAAAACUGGAAUUCCCACGACAUCUGGAUUUCUGUGUAAAAGACCUUGUCAAGAAAUUUCUCGUCAUUGACCGAGCCAGACGGCUGGGCAACAUGAAGAAUGGAGCAGAUGAUGUGAAGAAGCACCGCUGGUUCAAGACAGUAGACUGGGAGGCAGUUCCUCUAAGAAAAUUAAAGCCACCCAUUGUUCCUAAAGUCUCCCACGAAGGCGACACGUCCAACUUUGAUGUAUAUUCUGAGGAUGACUGGAAGAAAGACCCCCCUGUGCCGCAGAAGGAUCUAGAAAUCUUCAAGAGCUUCUGAGGGAUCAGCUCAGUUUACAGUAUUUAUUGAUAGAAACUCCUUACAAAUGCCACUUACAUAUUUGUGUAAAGUGAUAGUACUGUCAGAGGUACCUUUUGUGUACAAAAUACCAAUUUAGUCAAGCUGGAGCUUUGUUUUAGAGUGAUAAUAGCUCCCCAAAGACAAACUCUAAGCACUUGAUUCCAUUCUGUAUCACAUUGCACAUUUAUAGAUAAUCUCCUUUUUAUAUUUUUGUUUGAUGGGGAAAGGGGGAUGACUCUGAUACUGUUCAUAUGCAAAAAAAAAGUGAUUCCUUUUAAACCAAAUGACUGUUACCUUCUAAGUUUAACAAAAGAAUCAGGUUGCUUUUUAUAUAUACAUACAUAAUAUGUAUGUGUGUGUUUUCGAAAUAGAUCUCAGCUGUUUGUUGUUAAAUGUUAAUGUUGCCUGGUGUAAAUGUGUGUUAAUAGACUCGAGACUUCAUUCUGACCAGUGCUGUAUUUGUAUCAGCUGACCAGAAAUCAUCACUGUGGGAUUUUUUUCUUUUUUUAAACUAAUUUCCUUGCUGUUUGUUCUUAUUAGUCAAUGUUUUUUUUUUUAUGUGAAAACCCAUGAGCAGAACCACUUGAAAAAAGUGCUUUACCUUGUUUUUGUUGUUUUUGUCCCAAUUGUUAUUUACUGUUCCCAGAUUAUUUACAUUUGAUGUUACAUAUGCAUUUGUUCAACAAUUUCACAAACUUGUUUGUGCUCAUUGUAAGUGUUGUCAUGCCUUUGAGGCUCAUUCCUAUAAGAUUGAAGAUGUAGAGGUUUACUGUACAGUUCACCUGGUCAGUAUUCAUUAUCAUUUCCUUUUAUGGUGUCAUUUAGGCUUAAAUGAGAUGAAUUUUCUAAUGAUCUUGGCCUUUAAAAUAAAACUCAGUUAUCAACA